AGUCAAUCAGACAGAGAUCUUAACUGUGUCUGCCACUGGCUUUCUGCACACCCUCACAGCAGUUAUUAAGCUACUCAAACACGCCAUCACAUCCACGCCUGCAGCAGUAAACAUAUGGAGUACUACUGCUUCCUCCUGCUCUGGAUUUGCAGCCAGCAUUUAGGGUUCCACGACUGCUUCAAUAUUGACAUAAAGACACCAAGAAUCAUCAAAGGUCCUAAGCAAGCCCAGUUUGGAUACACUGUUCAGCAACAUGUUGCUGCAGGAGCAGAUAAAUGGUUAUUAGUGGGAGCGCCAUAUGAAAACACUGGGAAUUUCCAAACAGGGGAUGUAUAUAAAUGUGCAGUUAACAAACGAACUAAUGGCAACAGUUGCUCAAAGCUCAAUUUAGGAAAGAUAUCUCUGACCAACGUAUCAGAACGAAAGAACAAGAUGAGGCUGGGUAUGACGCUCGUGUCUAACCCCAAAGACAGCAGCUUUGUGGCUUGUGGACCAUUAUGGUCAUAUGAAUGUGGCAGUUCUUACUACAGUACUGGAAUAUGCUCCAAAGUUAAUGCAAGCUUCAAGUUUUCCAGAACGAUUAUCCCUGCCUUUCAGAGAUGUGAAACCUUUAUGGACAUAGUCAUUGUUCUCGAUGGCUCCAACUCCAUCUAUCCCUGGUCUGAAGUGCAGAAUUUUCUCAUAAACAUUCUGCAGAAGUUCCAUGUUGGACCAGGUCAAAUACAGGUUGGGGUUGUCCAGUAUGGUGAGAAAGUGGUGCAUGAAUUCAAACUCAGUGACUACAAAUCAGUAGAGGAGGUGGUAAAAAGGGCUCGCAGCAUUGAUCAGCGGGGUGGAGAGGAGACCAACACGGCUCUUGGCAUCAGUACAGCUCGCUCACAAGCUUUCAAGCAAGGAGGUCGACGGGGGGCCAAGAAGGUAAUGAUAGUUAUAACUGACGGAGAGUCACAUGACAACGCAGAUCUCCAACAGGCCAUUGAGGACAGCGAGAAGGAUGGCAUUACUCGUUAUGCCAUUGCUGUGCUCGGCUACUACAACCGCAGAGGAAUUAAUCCUGAGGCCUUCCUAAAUGAAAUCAAAUACAUCGCCAGUGACCCCGAUGACAAACACUUCUUUAAUGUGACAGAUGAGUCAGCUCUGAAUGAUAUUGUCGAUGCUCUUGGGGAGCGAAUAUUUAGCCUUGAAGGAACCAGUAAGAACGGAACGGCGUUUGGCCUCCAGAUGUCUCAGGCAGGUUUUUCUGCACACAACGUGGAGGAUGGAAUUCUGGUGGGUGCAGUUGGUGCUUAUGACUGGAAUGGAGCGGUGCUGAAGGAAACACGACAGGGGAAGGUGAUCCCCCCAAAGUCAUCCUACAUGCAGGAGUUUCCUGAAGAGCUCAAAAACCAUGGUGCAUACUUAGGAUAUACUGUAACAUCUGUGGUGUCAUCCAGAAAUGGUCGCCUGCUAGUAGCAGGAGCUCCACGAUUUAACCACACUGGCAAAGUCAUUAUCUUCACUUUGAAGAAUACGGGGAACCUCACCAUCCUGCACUCACUCAAGGGCCAUCAGAUCGGCUCCUACUAUGGUAGUGAGAUUGCACCUCUGGAUAUCGAUGGAGAUGGCAUAACUGACAACCUUUUGGUGGCAGCACCAAUGUUUUUCAGUGCAGGCUUGGAGAAAGGGAAGGUCUACAUCUACAGAGUAACUGAACUGAAUCGUUUCAUCCCAGAAGGAGCAUUGGAAAUCCACAACGGUGGCCAGAACGCUCGCUUUGGGUCCUCCCUCGCUCCUGUCCCUGACCUCAAUGGUGAUGGCUUUAACGACUUGGUGGUGGGAGCUCCGCUGGAAGAUGACCACAAAGGGGCUAUUUAUGUUUUUUUUAGCCAGCACAACAGAAUACUACGGAAAUAUAAACAGAGAAUAGCAGCCGUAGAUUUGGCUGCAGGCCUGCAGUAUUUUGGCCGCAGUAUUCAUGGCACCAUGGAUAUGAAUGAUGAUGGUUUAGUGGACCUGGCAGUGGGUUCCCUCGGUGCUGCUGUUCUCCUCUGGUCAAAGAGCGUCGUAAGGAUAUAUACUAAUGUCAGGUUUGAACCCAGUAAGGUUAACAUCUUUAUGAAAGACUGUCAGCGUGGAGGCAAAGAUGUGACUUGCAUGUCAGCUAUUGUGUGCUUCAACAUCACUGCCAGGACGGCCGUUCCUCCCACACAGGAAAUUGGGAUCAGGUAUAAUGUCUCCAUUUUGGAGAGACGUUUCAAUCCUCGGGCCAUAUUGGAUCAACCAAACAAGAUGCAACCUCAAAACCUGACGCUCUCUCCUGGUGAAGAGGCCUGUGAAUACAUCUACUUCCAUGUCAUGGAGACCACCGACUAUGCAAGACCUAUAGUGUUUGCUGUGCAAGUGGGAUUACAAGAUCUGGACCAGGGACCUGUUCUUGAUGACAGGUGGCCUGUUGUUGUAAAGACCGAGCUGCCCUUCUGGAAUGGCUGUGAUGAGGAUGACCGCUGCAUGCCUGACCUUUCAUUGCAGAGCAAAAACGACCUGAUGACUCGAAAACAGUUCUGUGCUCGUCCCAUGCAAUCUCGUGGCCUUUUCUGCCGCCAUCAGGGGGGAGCAGAGGCAGAGGGAUUGCUGCGGGUGAUUGAGGGGAACAAGAAAAGGAUGGUGUUAGACGUGAAACUGGAGAACAGAGGAGAAAAUGCCUAUAAUGCUGUCAUCAAUAUCACAUAUUCACCCAAUCUGCGCUUCUCAAGCCUUAUAGUCAAGGACACAUCUGAAAUAAAGAUUGAGUGUAAUGCAGUGGACAGGAAAAGAAAUGAGAAGAUCUGCAAUGUCAGUGCACCAUUCAUGCGAGCAAAAUCACAGGUCUUGUUUCGCCUGGAGUUUGAGUUCAGUCGCACCAUCUUCCUGGAAUACCUCAGAGUUCUCCUGGAGGCAAGCAGUGAUGGUGAAGAAGUGACCAUAUCUGAUAAUUUUGAUGACAUCUAUUACUCACUGAAAUAUGAGGGAGACCUUCUCUUUACCAGGGACUCAGAUCCAACACGGUAUGAGAUCAAAUCAGAGCUCUCACUGGAGGAGCCUGGAGUUAUUGGCCCUCCAUUUAACUUCACAUUCCAGCUCCAGAACCUUGGAUAUUUCCCAGUUAGAGAUCUGCAGCUGAACAUCGAGAUCCCAGAAAUGACAAAAAACGGGAACCAGCUCCUGCAGAUAUUUAACCUCCAUGUUGAUCAGAGAGAUGGAACACGCUGUUUACCACCCCAGCAUAUCGCAGAGAGCAGAGCUUCACCUGAGGAUCUCUCCCGCUUCUCCCGCUUGAACCGAUCCAACACACUCACCUUGCCAAUCCAGUGCACAGUUAAUGUCCCCUCCCACAGAGAUGUCUGGGUUCGAAUCACAGGAGCCCUGAGAAUAGACACAUUACAUGCACUGAAGUUUAAAGUCCUGGAACUGAUAACAAGCGCUUCAGUGGAGCUCCCCUCUGCCAGCCCCAUGUUUUUACAUGAAGAAAAGCCUGUCAGACAUAUAAUCCUGGAGAUCAGGAAGGAGGGAGAUUACAGAAUCCCUACCUGGAUAAUUGUUGGCAGCACGCUGGGAGGGCUCUUAUUGUUGGCUCUUCUCAGUCUGGCUCUGUGGAAGCUUGGGUUCUUCCACAGACAGAAGCGAAAAGACAAGGAGGAACAGGAGGCCAACGGGAAAGUAGCAGAGGAACGGUAACCCUGGCUGUGUCGUGCAGACACCUUUUCCACAGGGGACGAGACUCUCAGGGACCACCCCACCUCCACUGCUCGCACAGUGGCUGUUACACAGACAGAGCAGCAUCUCUGCUUAUGCAAGGCUUAUUCAGUGCACUGGACCUGUCCCAUGUCACCAGCCUCUGACCCUCGUGUCAGCACUGUCGCACUCACUCAGCAUUCUUGCACUGGUACAAUAUUGGUCCCACUUUUUAUCUCUGUAUUCCACUGCCUGUGGUGUCGUCCCUCCACGGAUCUUGGAGCUGUGGUGAUUUUUAUUCUUCCUGGCCAUAUGUUAAAAUGAAGGGAACCAUCUUUAUGAAUUUGGCUCAACAUAUUUGUUGAUAUUUCCUUUUUGUUUAUAUUUAUUUAAUAUUAAUUAAUCUUUUAGAAGAGUUUGAACCAAAUAAAACACCUCAUGGAUGACUUUCUGCACAACUGAUGAUGCAGAUUUAAAGGGUAUUAUAAUAAUACCUUUAAAGUUGCAUCAUCAGUAUUAAUCUGCCUUGUGCUUAGGUGUCAAAGCUUAUGAAAAAAGGAAAAUAAGAUGCAUGACUUUGAGCUUUCAGAUACUUUUCUCUACUUAUAAAAAGGAUGCUCCUGAAUGUCUUCUUUUAACAGACAAAAGAUAUUUUUUUAACAUUUUUGAUGCACUUUUUUUUACAUCUUAAAAAGUUAACUUGAACUUGUAAAUAACCAAGUGCCUUUAAAAUACCCCUGCAGUACCUUUUUUUUUUUUUUUUUACAUAUUUUAUAUUAAUAUAGCAUUCCUGUUUUAAGUUAAGCAAAAAAAAAAACUCGACUUUAUGCUACAAAAUAAUAACUUAGACGGUUUCAUGCUUUUUAUUGUGCACUGCAUCAGAGCAAAGUAUGCAUGAAAUACUAAAUAACAAGCAAGUGGUUUAAUUAAGAUUAGAGAAAACACAUGUGGGUCGGUGUUUUAUAUUGACACGUUGUGAAUAGAUGUAAUAUGGUCAAAAAUAAAACAUUUAUAAUGUU
Messenger RNA from Cyprinodon tularosa, 4709 nucleotides. RefSeq names its product integrin, alpha 11a (gene itga11a). Gene Ontology annotation, cellular component: integrin complex; external side of plasma membrane. The transcript has 30 exons. NCBI's taxonomy places the organism in Eukaryota, Metazoa, Chordata, Actinopteri, Cyprinodontiformes, Cyprinodontidae. Gene Ontology annotation, molecular function: integrin binding. Gene Ontology annotation, biological process: cell-cell adhesion; integrin-mediated signaling pathway; cell adhesion mediated by integrin. The record is from RefSeq and is a predicted model, not a curated record. The coding region runs from base 115 to 3693 and encodes 1192 amino acids.